UGCUUGCCGUAGUUAAUUGUAAACACGGAAGUAGCGUUGCUGUGUUGUCAUGUGCUAAAGACGCAGCUGAUCAGAAAAGCUUUUCUGAGAGUCUUUUGUCGGUGCAGUGAUGAGUUGGCUGUUAAAUGUGUAUAUUUAAAGAUAAAUAAUGUAGCAGCCACGUUGAUGUUUAACCACGUGUCGGAAAAUGCAAGGGAGCUAGUUAGCUUAGCUUUCCCUUUUCUUAAAAGGAAUGGCAGAUCAGGAGAAAACAUUUCGUUUUGUGAUCGUGGGAGGUGGCAUCGCGGGUGUGACAUGUGUUGAGCAGCUGUCAUCCCAGAUUCCCUCAGCUGAGGUGGCUCUGAUUACAGCAGGCCCCCAAAUCAAAGCAGUGACCAACUAUAAACAGGUGUCCAAGACACUGGAAGAGUUUGAUGUCGAGGAGAGACCAUCCAGUGUUUUGGAGGAGAAAUUUCCCAACCUGACUGUCAUCCACUCUGCUGUCAAAUCACUUCACACACAGUCACAUUCUGUGGAAACUGUAGAUGGCCGUGUUUUCGGUUAUGAGAAGCUGUGUAUCUGCAGUGGUGCCAGACCCAAGCUCCUAACUCAGGACAACCCUUAUGUGCUGGGGAUACGGGACACAGACAGUGCCCAGGAGUUUCAAAAGCGGUUAGCCAAUGCAAAGAGAAUCGUUGUUGUUGGAAAUGGAGGGAUUGCCCUGGAGUUAGUGUUUGAGGUGGAGGGCUGCGAGGUGAUCUGGGCUGUGAAAGACAAAGCCAUAGGAAACACCUUCUUUGACCCCGGAGCAGCACAAUUCCUCAUCCCAUCGCUGGAGACCAACAAACCAGAAAGACCUGCUCCCUGCAAGAGAACUCGCUACACCACAGAGGAACCGGCACCUGGAGGGUCCCAGACCUUCACAGCAGAUAGAAACGCACGAGGGGAUGGUUCUGGUCCUACAGGGGUUGGCAGUGCUCUCGGUCCAGACUGGCAUGAAGGAAUAGUUCUACGAGGAGCAGAGCAGGUGUCCCGCAGAGUUUCUCUGGAAUACCAGUGUGAGGUGGAAAAGAUCUUCACCUCAGAGGAGCUGCUCAAUUCCCCACAGCAAACACUCAGACCUGAGAAUGAAAGAUCCUGGCCGGUUUACAUCCAGCUAACCAAUGGCAAAACAUUUGGCUGUGAUUUUGUUGUCAGUGCGACUGGUGUCGUGCCAAACACUGAGCCAUUUCUCCAUGGCAACAAGUUUGAACUGGCGGAUGAUGGUGGCCUGCAGGUAGAUGACCACAUGAUGACGUCAGAGCCAGACGUGUACGCUGCAGGAGACGUGUGCACUGCAUGCUGGCAACACAGCCAACUGUGGCAGCAGAUGCGCUUGUGGACGCAGGCCCGUCAGAUGGGCUGGUACGCCGGCCGCUGCAUGGCGGCUCACGUCCUGUCAGAACCAAUAGAACUGGACUUCUGCUUUGAACUCUUCACACACAUUACCAAAUUCUUCAACUACAAGGUGGUCCUGCUGGGAAAGUUUAAUGGGCAGGGGCUGGGGCCCGAUCAGGAGCUGCUGGUACGCUGUACCAAAGGCCAGGAGUAUGUCAAGGUUGUUCUCAGAGGUGGUAGGAUGGUGGGAGCGGUGCUGAUCGGGGAAACAGACCUGGAAGAGACCUUUGAGAACCUGAUCCUCAACCAGAUGGAUUUGACCCCAUAUGGAGAGGAGCUGCUCAACCCCAACAUUGAUAUAGAGGACUACUUCGAUUAAGCAUGAGGGGUUUGAUUUAGGUGCACGUUGAGCAUUGCAAAUUCACAAAUAAUGCAAGGUAGACAACAUCGAUGAAGGAAUAUGAGUUUAAGGGAUCUUGACAAGAAGCAGGAGUCAGUAUCUAUGUUCUUAUUAAUGCACUUGUAUAUUUAAGAAGAUAUUUUGGGUUUAAAAUAAAUUAUUUUCCAAACCAAGUGUACUUAAUUAGUACUUGAGUAAUUAGUUUAUUAAAAAACUUUUCAUGUUGUUGUAGCAGGAAUGCAAACCCAUCACUCCAUAAGCCUAAAGGAGUCAAGUUUAACAUGUUUGUCCUCAGUACAAGUGGAUGCAUUAAGAAAAGAAAAGAAAAGAAAAGAAAAGAAAAGAAAAGAAAAG
Molecule: messenger RNA, 2110 nt
Organism: Larimichthys crocea (large yellow croaker)
Lineage: Eukaryota; Metazoa; Chordata; Actinopteri; Sciaenidae
Gene: pyroxd1
Product: pyridine nucleotide-disulphide oxidoreductase domain 1
Exons: 13
Coding region: 233-1735 (500 amino acids)
Molecular function (GO): oxidoreductase activity
Source: RefSeq, a predicted model, not a curated record